This is a messenger RNA of Dromiciops gliroides (monito del monte), 1106 nucleotides long. RefSeq names its product creatine kinase B-type-like. Gene Ontology annotation, molecular function: creatine kinase activity. Gene Ontology annotation, biological process: phosphocreatine biosynthetic process. The record is from RefSeq and is a predicted model, not a curated record. The transcript is spliced from 2 exons. The coding region runs from base 3 to 1106 and encodes 367 amino acids. NCBI's taxonomy places the organism in Eukaryota, Metazoa, Chordata, Mammalia, Microbiotheria, Microbiotheriidae.
ACAUGCUGAAGUCCCGCUACCCCGCUGAGGAGGAAUAUCCCGACCUCUCCUCGCACAACAACCACAAGGCUAAGGUGCUGACCCCAGAGCUCUAUGAAAAACUCCGGGAUAAGGCUACACCCAGCGGCUUCACCCUGGAUGACAUCAUCCAGACCGGUGUGGACAACCCAGGGCACCCAUUCAUCAUGACUGUGGGCCGUGUAGCUGGAGAUGAAGAGAGCUAUGAAGUGUUCAAGGAACUGUUCGGUCCUAUCAUUGAGGACCAACAUGGAGGCUACAAGCCUUCAGCUGUCCCCCAUAAGACUGAUCUUAACCCUGAUCAUUUGCGGGGUGGUGAGGACCUGGAUCCCAACUAUGUGCUGAGUUCUCGUGUUAGAACUGUCAGGAGCAUCCGAGGAUUCUGCCUGCCCCCACACUGCAGCCGGGGCGAGUGCCGAGCCAUAGAGAAGCUCUCUGCGGAAGCUCUGGCCAGCCUGGAGGGUGACCUGAAUGGGAAGUACUACGCUCUGGAGAACAUAACUGAGCAGGAACAGCAGCAGCUGCUUGAUGAGCACUUCCUCUUUGACAAGCCUGUCUCCCCACUCCUCUUGGCAUCUGGCAUGGCCGGAGACUGGCCUGAUGGCAGGGGCAUUUGGCACGAUGACAACAAGACCUUUCUGGUGUGGAUCACUGAGGAAGAUCACCUGAGGGUCAUCUCCAUGCAGAAGGGCGGCAACACGAAGGAGGUGUUCACACGCUUCUGCACAGGGCUCCCCCAGAUUGAAACCAUUUUUAAGACCAAGAACCGCGAGUUCAUGUGGAACUCCCACCUGGGCUACAUCCUGACAUGCCCCUCCAAACUGGGCACAGGCCUGCGUGCAGGUGUCCACAUCAAGCUUCCCCACCUGGGCAAGCAUGUGAAAUUUGGAGAGGUGCUGAAGAAGCUGAGGCUGCAGAAGAGGGGGCCAGGGGGUGUGGACAUGGCUGCUGUGGGUGGUGUCUUUGACAUCUCCAAUGUUGACCAAUUGGCCUUCUCAGAGGUGGAGCUGGUGCAGAUGGUGGUGGAUGGUGUGAAGUUGCUCAUAGAGAUGGAAAAGCGCUUGGCCCUUAUGCCAGCCCAGAAAUGA